This is a messenger RNA of Penicillium canariense, 1611 nucleotides long. Its product is annotated as GNAT family N-acetyltransferase. Gene Ontology annotation, biological process: siderophore biosynthetic process. Lineage: Eukaryota; Fungi; Ascomycota; Eurotiomycetes; Eurotiales; Aspergillaceae. Bases 1 to 1611 code for a protein of 536 amino acids. The transcript is spliced from 2 exons. The record is from RefSeq and is a predicted model, not a curated record.
AUGCGACACACCAGCUGCCACCUCCCCAAUGGCCUCUCGUUCACCGUGACGCCCGUUUUUGGCGGGGUCACCUUCAAAUCGAACGACGCGCUCUCGCACAGCUCGAACUCAACCUUCCCGCCGGGCUGGACGAUCAUCAUCCACAGUGAAAAGGUCCUCAAGAAUCCUCCUGCCGAAGAACGAGGACGGACAGGCUCUGAGGAUGGGCACCCUUCGUCCAGCGGUAGCGACGAUAACAUCACUCGCUUCACCACCCCCACUUUGAACCGCGACUGCCUCUAUAUUUCCUACAUUGUCAACCCGCCGUCCAGCGAUUUCAAGCCAGUGGCCUCGCUGACGCGCCAGAUUGCGAUGAUGCUCUGGGCUACUCUCUGGUGGUACUUCCACGAACCCGAGCCCGAUCUGCAUCUCGAAACAGUUGCUUCAAGCGCGACACCGCACGAUGGACGGCCGAAGGGAGAGUGGCUGCUGAACAUCAAACGAGAGGGCAUUUUCCAGGGCCGGAACUUGCUGCAGAAGCUCGAGCGCAUGGGCUUGAUUGCUAGCCAGGACUCUUCCGUCGGUCUGCAGCCCAUGGAGACGCGCGACUCAAGCAGCUGGUCGAACAUGUUCGUGAGCCGCCGGAGCUUCUGGCAGCUCGACCCUCGUCUGUUCCUUUUCACACUGACGCCGCGUGGGUCUCUUCCGUCGCCCUCGCUGACGCCCUUCCAGUCUCGACAUGCCUCUCCAGCACGGGAUACUCUGUCGAGUCCGGGUACCUUGUCGCCGGCGGAAGCUUUGUUUCAUACUGCCAAUGUUGGGACGUUCACCUCUGCCGGACCCUUUACAUCGGCUAGUCAUCUGCCAACAUACUACCCACCGGCACCCACUCAGUACACCUUCACCAACGGUGUGCGCCAUCCCGUCCGUCCCAAGCCGCCGCAUCAAGGGGAGGUCUUCUAUGUGCGCCAUGUUCCCAGCGUGACCCAGUAUCUCUCAUUCCGAGUACCCUUCCUGCCGAUGACCAAACCAGGUGCUGGACAAGGAGGCAGCACGGGGAGUCGGCCAUCCACACCUAACCGGGCCGUUAGCUCCUCGGUAUUAUCCAUUGAGCAACAUCUCAGCGAGAACGUAUCAUCUGACCUCGACACGUUGCAUCGGUGGAUGAACGAUCCCCGGGUUGAAGCCAUGUGGCAAGUCAGUGGCGAGCGGGAUGUCCAAGAGAAAUUCCUGCUGGGCAAUCUCACCAGUCGCCACAGCUUCCCCGCGAUCGGCUGCUGGGAUGGAAAGCCAUUCGGAUACUUUGAGAUCUACUGGGUGAAAGAAGACCCGCUGGGACGGUUGGUAGACCAUGUGGACAACUACGAUCGGGGCAUCCACGUUCUUGUUGGCGAGCAGGAGUUCCGAGGUCCGCACCGCGUCGCCAUCUGGUUGAGUGCACUGGUGCACUAUUGCUUUUUGUCUGAUAUGCGGACUGAGACGGUUUACCUGGAGCCGCGGGUGGAUAAUGCCAAGUUCAUCAAGUAUCUUCAGGAAGCUGGCUUCUAUAAAGAAGGCGAGGUGAGCUUUCCGCACAAGCAAUCGGCCGUGAUGAAGAUCAAGCGUGAUUCCUGGGAAGCUCCGGCUCUGUGA